This is a messenger RNA of Vicia villosa (hairy vetch), 966 nucleotides long. RefSeq lists its product as uncharacterized. The transcript is spliced from 7 exons. The record is from RefSeq and is a predicted model, not a curated record. The coding region runs from base 229 to 606 and encodes 125 amino acids. Gene Ontology annotation, cellular component: nucleus; cytoplasm. NCBI's taxonomy places the organism in Eukaryota, Viridiplantae, Streptophyta, Magnoliopsida, Fabales, Fabaceae.
UUGGGGGAAAUAAUAAAAUCCAUUUGAUUUCCGUUGUUUCUCCGUCAAAGAACCGUGGAGAUUUUUACCAUUAUGAAGAAGUGCAAGCCAUAAAGAGAUUGACCGAGAAACGCAAUCCAAAUCGUGGCACACUAGUUUUCUCUUUCGCCACACAAAUCCUCAAUUCUGGCUCCCAUUUGAUCCUCAUGAAUCAUCAUUAUCAUGUAAAUCAACCCAUUUCUGCACCAUAUGGCUGCCGCUGACAACACCAACACCAACCCCAAGGAUUAUUACAAAGUGCUGGAGAUUGAUUAUGAUGCAACGGAUGAAGAUAUUAGAUUAAAUUACCGAAGACUCGCCCUGAAAUGGCAUCCCGACAAACACAUCGAUGAUACUUCUGUUACUGCACAAUUUCAACAGAUAAAUGAAGCUUACACUGUAUUGAGCGAUCCUGUCAAGCGUCUUGACUAUGAUUUAACAGGGGCAUGUGUGAUUGACAAGUACAGCUUGCAGGAAUAUCUGGCCAGAUUUAAAGGAAUGAUUCUCACCUGCAAUGGACUUGGUAUCAACCAUGAAGACAGAUGGUCACAACAAUUGACUGAAGGUUUUGAACCUCUAGAUAAAUAAGGUAAUAUGCCGCCUUUCACUUGUAUAUUUGAUCACAAUCCCUUAAUGUUUGAAUUAGCAAUGGGAUUAGAAUUGCAAGGAUGCUUUUUCCGGGCUCCGAUACUGGUGAACAAAAGAAGCUAUCAGAUAGGCAGAUUACUCAUAUGGAUUUGCUGCAGCAACAAUUCUUAGUCACAGAUGUCAAAAAUUUAAGCUUACGGACUGCUUGAUUCCCUUUUCAAAAACCGCUUUUAGUGGUUUCGAAAACUAAAAAAUGUAGUUGUUGCUUUUGAAUUCUCUUUUUCACUUUGUAAAAGCCCAAACUAGAAAACACACGGAGAAGAGCAGAUUUUUACUAAUGUCACAUUGCUAAUUUUUUUC